This is a messenger RNA of Xenia sp. Carnegie-2017, 1323 nucleotides long. RefSeq names its product receptor-type tyrosine-protein phosphatase F-like. Lineage: Eukaryota; Metazoa; Cnidaria; Anthozoa; Malacalcyonacea; Xeniidae. Gene Ontology annotation, molecular function: protein binding. The transcript has 7 exons. Bases 51 to 1073 code for a protein of 340 amino acids. The record is from RefSeq and is a predicted model, not a curated record.
UGUUGGUGCACCGUGUUUACGAAUUGAAAUUUGUGGUGGAGGGGCUACACAUGGUUCAAUUUGUAGACAAACCAACAGAUCUCAUUGCAACCAAAUCUGCAUCGACGUACCUCGAGAUAUCAUGGAAACAUCCAAAAAAAACUGGUGUGAAACUUGGUACAAAUAUCUCGAAUCCUCUUACAAGUUAUCUAUUGAUUUUGCUAAAGGAUACUAUGAUUGUUUUUGAUAAAACUCUGAAGGUAACUGACAAAAAAACGUACAACAUUACGAAUCUUGUUCCUUACGCAACGUAUAAAGUUAAUGUAACCGCCGGCAAUUCUGAAGGCUUUGGUAGAUCAACUACAGCUACUUUUAGAACUGCUGAAGAUGUUCCCGAAGGUCCACCUUUAAAUGUUCAAAUUGUCGCCUUAAGCAGUUCAUCGUUAUCAGUUACGUGGGAGCCACCAGACAAGAACAAAACAAAUGGAAAGAUAGUCAAUUACACUGUUUGUAUUACACACUUGGAGAAUGAAAUCUGUUCAAUGAAAUAUAGGAUCGCGGAACAGCGUUUGGACAUAAAUAAUGUGAAACCAGGGACAAAAUAUUAUGUUCGUGUUUUAGCUUCUACAAUAGUGGGAUCUGGAUGUUACAGCAAUGUUACAUGGGUAUUUACAAAUGGAUUGGCACCUGAACUGUCCACCAAGCAGAUUGGAAAUACGUUGACUUAUUUGUUGCAAAAUCCAAAUGUGGAAUAUCGAUAUUUCUAUGUAGUCGCGAUGAAAAAUGUCACAGAAGAGAGUCGACUGCCUUCUAACUUUAACAACACAGACUUAGUGACUUAUUCUAAGGCCAUAUCUUCCACACAACCAAUGCCGUAUAUUGCUGCUGUAGUCUCUCGCAGAGACUUUAAGCCUGAUUUUACACUUGGUCAUGGUGAAAACACAACAUGGCGUUCCAAUGGUGAAAAUUAUUAUAAUGGCCCGCUAAAGCCUGGCACUAGCUACAAAAUAUUUCUGCGCGUUUUCAUAAAUGAUCAGGGUGAUUAUUAUUCCACUGACUGGAGUCCAGUGGCAGCAACUGCCCAAAAGCACUAGUCUUCAGACGGUGGAAAAAUUGGAGCCAUUGCUGGUGCAGUUGUAGCUGCAAUUUUGCUCAUUAUUUUUGUCAUAUUGGUCAUUCUUUUUGUUAGGAUCAAUUCAAACUCUGCUACAGUGCAGUGAACUGCGUAUUGAAGUUAUUUGACGGCUACUAAAAUGGGGGAAGUUGAAUUUUUUUCGCGAAAUUAUUAGACGUUUUCUGAAAUUUAACGUACUAUAGAAGAAUAUGAUUAAGCAUAGAAUUUUA